AUGACUGACAAUUAUUCAAAAUUCAACCUUGGCAAUAUAAUUAAAAAAGUUAGAUCGUUGCCCUUAAAUGUAUCCAAAGACCUAUAUGGAUACAAUUUAGAUAUUUCCCAAAUUACAUCUAAUAUAAUGGUUUGUUCUUAUCCAGUAACUAAAUACCCAAAAUUAAUUUAUCGUAAUAGUUUAGGAGAUUUAAUAAAUUAUUUAAAUACAAAUCAUGGUGAAAAUAGAUGGAAGAUUUAUAAUUUAAAAGUUGAAAUGGAUGACAUGGAUUAUACUGAUGCAGAUUUAUUAAAAUACACUAAUUCAUAUGAUUAUUAUGAUAUAUUUUCUGAAGAAACCUGUGUCAAUAAUUCUUUGAGAAAUGACAAUAAUAAACAACUUCAAACUAACGUGCCUGUUAUAAAUAAUUUAAAACUGAAAGAUAUUUUGCUGCGUAGAGGUUGGUUAGAUCAUUGUCCACCACCCUUUAUUGUAAUGCAAGAAAUUAUAGAAGAUAUCCAUUUUCAUCUUAGUAGACAUAAAUCGAACGUCGCUGUCAUUCAUUGCAAAAUGGGAAAAGGAAGGUCUGGUACAAUUGUAAUAGCAUAUUUAAUGAAAUAUUUAGAAAAUUCAUUGGAUCAAAGCAAAGAUAUAUUUAUGAAGGGUAGAUUUAAACUUGGGAUUAGCAAAGGGGUCACUAUAUGGUCACAAUUACGAUAUCUAAGAUAUCAUGAAAUAUUUCUAAAAUAUGAUUUGGACACUCAAAAGAGAAUACUACGACAACUGAAGAAUAAUAUUGGAAAUAUAAGGUUUCAUUUACAGACAAUUGAAUUAGUAAAUCCAAUUUCAUUUAUUCAAAUGCAAAGCCAUUCGUGUGUUGCAAAGGUAAAAGUUCAAACUUAUAAAUCUGGAUUGAGUUCACUAAAGACACUUGCUUCGAUGUCAUCAGAAAAACAGGUUAUAGAAAAUAAUAAAGAAAAAAUUACUAUAGUAUGUCCUGUUAUCCUCAGUAAUGACAUUACCGAUAUCAAGAUAAAGAUAGGGAUUAAGAUUCAGGAAGUUGAAGGAGGAAAAUAUUAUUGUCAGAAAACAUCAGAUCUAACUAAUAAUCUUACAAACGGGAUGACAUUUGCCAAUUUUUGGUUUAACAUAUACUGGGAAUCUAUCAGAGGAGUUAAAAAUGACAUUUCAAGUACAUUCUCAAUGGAACAGUUGAAAUACCAACAGUCUCUUGGACAAGAGUAUGAAAUGCAGGUGCAUUGGGAUAAAUUCGAUGGAACUAAAGGCACAAGGCACAAAGGGUUAAAAUUAUUUGAUUCUAUGAAUAUUAAAUGGAAAAUUAAAUGA
This is a messenger RNA of Vanderwaltozyma polyspora DSM 70294, 1326 nucleotides long. RefSeq names its product putative phosphatidylinositol-3,4,5-trisphosphate 3-phosphatase (gene TEP1). Gene Ontology annotation, molecular function: protein tyrosine phosphatase activity; phosphatidylinositol-3,4,5-trisphosphate 3-phosphatase activity; protein tyrosine/serine/threonine phosphatase activity. Lineage: Eukaryota; Fungi; Ascomycota; Saccharomycetes; Saccharomycetales; Saccharomycetaceae. Gene Ontology annotation, biological process: negative regulation of cell population proliferation; phosphatidylinositol dephosphorylation; protein dephosphorylation. The transcript has a single exon. The coding region runs from base 1 to 1326 and encodes 441 amino acids. The record is from RefSeq and is a predicted model, not a curated record. Gene Ontology annotation, cellular component: plasma membrane; cytosol; cell projection.